AUGUUUAAUCCACACGUGUUAGAUUCUCCGGCCGUGAUUUUCGACAACGGCUCCGGCCUCUGCAAGGCAGGCCUGUCUGGGGAGAUCGGCCCCCGCCACGUCAUCAGCUCCGUCGUGGGGCACCCCAAGUUCAAGACGCCUUCGGCAGGACCCAACCAGAAGAAGGACUUUGUGGGGGAAGAGGCUUUGCACAAGUGUGAGGUCCUGCACCUGUGUCGCCCCAUCGAGCGGGGCCUGGUCACCAGCUGGGAGGACGUGGAGACCCUCUGCAGGCAUCUGUUUGAGUGGGAGCUGGGGGUGAAGGCCAGCGACCGGCCCGUGCUCAUGACCGAGCCCUCGCUGAACCCCCGGGAGGCCCGGGAGAAGAUGGCCGAGCUGAUGUUCGAGAAGUUCAACGUGCCCGCCUUCUACCUGUCGGACCAGGCGGUGCUGGCCCUCUACGCCUCAGCCUGCAUCACGGGCCUGGUGGUGGACAGCGGGGACGGGGUCACGUGCACCGUCCCCAUCUUCGAGGGGUACUCCUUGCCCCACGCGGUCACCAAGCUCUACGUGGCGGGCAGGGACAUCACAGAGCACCUCACCCGGCUGCUGCUGGCUGGCGGGCGGACCUUCCCGUGCGCGCUGGACAAAGUCCUCGUGGACGACAUCAAGGAGAAGCUGUGUUAUGUGGCCCCGGAGCCAGAGAAGGAGCUCUCCCGGAGGCCGGAGGAGAUCCUGAGGGAGUACAAGUUGCCGGACGGGAACAUCGUGCGAAUCGGGGACCAGCUGUACCAGGCGCCCGAGGCCCUGUUCGCACCCGACCGGCUGGGCAUCCAAAACCCGGGCCUCUCGAAAAUGGUCUCCUGCAGCAUCACCAAGUGUGACGCCGACAUCCAGAAGAGCCUCUUUGGGGAGAUCGUUCUGUCGGGGGGCACCACCCUGUUCCGGGGCCUCGACGACCGUCUCCUCAAGGAGUUGGAGCAGCUGGCUUCCAAGGGGACCCCCAUCAAGAUCACGGCCCCCCCCGACAGGUGGUUCUCCACGUGGAUUGGGGCCUCCAUUGUCACCUCCCUGAGCAGCUUCAAGCAGAUGUGGGUCACCUCCGCGGAUUUCAAGGAGUUUGGGACAUCCGUGGUCCAGAGAAGGUGCUUCUGA
Molecule: messenger RNA, 1134 nt
Organism: Lynx canadensis (Canada lynx)
Lineage: Eukaryota; Metazoa; Chordata; Mammalia; Carnivora; Felidae
Gene: ACTRT2
Product: actin related protein T2
Exons: 1
Coding region: 1-1134 (377 amino acids)
Source: RefSeq, a predicted model, not a curated record